CCAACCUUAUAUUGUUGAGCGCACUUACAACCAAACAACUCUAUAAACUUACUUAACAACUAUAUAACGUACAACGUAUCCCAUAAAACCAGCUCGUUAAGAUACCACGCAGGUCUAUCCUGAUUUAUUCGCUGAUGUCUAUAUCCGCCUAUACGUAUACCCAAGAAUACCAACCUGGCCACUUAAACCAACGACAGAAUGUCCAUCGCUUUCGACAACAUCCACAACUUCCGAGACGUCGGAAAGACCAUUAACGACCAUCUCGGCCAGAAGGUAGUCCGAGAAGGCGUGUUCUUCCGAUCCGCGCAACCGGACGAAGCAUCCCUCAAAGACCGCAUGAGAAUCAGAGAUGAGCUGGGCAUCCGAACUGUCAUCGAUCUCCGGAAUAGGAAGGAACAACAGGGGCGCCGAGUAGGCCUAACCAACGCCUUCAGGCUCGGGCAGAUCCCCGGCUUGAAGUACCGUGAGAUCAAGGUGACGGGGGAGCGGUUCCAGGCGUUUCUCACGGGACAGCUUAAGUGGUCGAGUUCCUUAAAAAUACUCAUCCUCUUAUUCUUCGGCAACCGCGAUCAAGCUACCCGCAUCCUAAGCCGGGAAGUCAUGCGGCCGCGGGGUCUCGUAGGUAUGGGUCUCAUAACGCUGGAUGAAUCUGGCCCUGAGAUCGCUGAGGCCCUCCGCACCUUCAUAUCCUCCUCAUCCCUCCCUCUCCUAGUGCACUGCGCCCUAGGCAAAGACCGAACCGGCCUCAUCGUCGCCCUAACGUUGAUGAUCCUCGGCGUACCAUCAGAUGCAAUCACGCACGACUACCGGCUGUCAGGUGAGGCCCUCGCAGACGACCACGAAGCUCGACUCGAAGAGAUUCGGAAUGUUGGCCUUUCGCCAGAGUGGGGAGGUGUGGCGGAUAAUUUCGUGGAGGGGAUUGAAUGGCACUUGGAUGUGAAGUAUGGCAGUAUUGAGGGUUAUUUGGAUGGUAUUGGGUUUGGAAAAGAGGAACGGGAGAGAUUAGUUGAGGUGUUGGGUGCGUAGGAUAUAUACCUACCUCCCUACGUGGUUUUAUAAAAGUAACAUCGUUAAGUUAGACUAGAAAACAC
This is a messenger RNA of Daldinia loculata, 1091 nucleotides long. Its product is annotated as protein-tyrosine phosphatase-like protein. The transcript is spliced from 6 exons. Gene Ontology annotation, molecular function: phosphoprotein phosphatase activity. Lineage: Eukaryota; Fungi; Ascomycota; Sordariomycetes; Xylariales; Hypoxylaceae. The record is from RefSeq and is a predicted model, not a curated record. Bases 199 to 1026 code for a protein of 275 amino acids. Gene Ontology annotation, biological process: dephosphorylation.